UCUCACCGAACCUCUCAUGUCUUGACAGAGCGUUGCGUGAUGGAGCUACGGCCAUUGGUGAUGUGUUUCGCGCUGUGUGUGGUGUAUGCCACCAGCAAGCCCAUGGAGAAGAAAGACCGCGUUCACCACGACGACCCGCUGAGCGAGAAGGAGCACGAUGACGGCGAGAGCUUCGACUACGACCACGACGCCUUCCUCGGCGAGGAAGAGGCCAAGACAUUUGACCAGCUCACCCCCGAGGAGAGUAAAGAGAGACUGGGAAAGAUUGUAGAAAAAAUCGACGAAGACAAAGAUGGGUUCGUCACGACAGAGGAGAUGAAGAAAUGGAUCAAGUUUGCGCAGAAGCGCUGGAUUUAUGAUGACGUGGACCGGCAGUGGAAGGGCCACGACCUCAACGAGGAUGGCGUCAUUUCCUGGGAGGAAUACAAGAAUGUGACCUACGGCUAUGUGCUUGAUGACAAUGACCCCGACGACGGCUUCAACUACAAGCAGAUGAUGUCGCGGGACGAGAGGCGCUUCAAGAUGGCCGACAAAGAUGGCGACCUUAUCGCCAGCAAGGAGGAGUUUACAGCUUUCCUGCAUCCGGAGGAGUUUGACUACAUGAAGGACAUCGUGGUGCUGGAAACCAUGGAGGACAUCGACAAGAAUGGGGAUGGAUAUAUUGACUUGGAGGAAUACAUCGGGGACAUGUACAACCAUGAGGGUGACCCCCAGGAACCCGAGUGGGUGAAGACGGAGCGAGAGCAGUUUGUGGAGUUCCGGGACAAGAAUAAAGAUGGGAAGAUGGACAAGGAAGAAACGAGGGACUGGAUCCUGCCUUCGGAUUACGACCACGCUGAAGCAGAAGCAAAGCACCUGGUCUACGAGUCUGACACGGACAAGGAUGGUCAACUCACUAAAGAAGAAAUAAUCGCAAAGUACGAUUUGUUCGUUGGAAGUCAAGCCACUGACUUUGGAGAAGCCCUAGUACGACAUGAUGAGUUUUAAAUCUUUCCACAUGGGGAAGUCUUUUAAUGUUGACUAGAUAAGAAAUAAUUUAUUUUAUGGCUUCCUGUUCAAAUACCUGGUCUCAGAUAAGACAGUUAUGAGGACAUGCAAUGUAUUCUGUUGGUAUGUAAAAUGCAUUUCCGAAACCACCCGGUUGUUAUACUUGAUUACUCACAGUUGAAAGACAUUUUGGCAUGUAGCGGGUUGAAAGACAGUGUGUGCGAUUAUUUGCAGCAAAUUCUCUGACAGAAGCUCCUUCACAAUUUUAAAACAUCAGGUGGCAAUUGAGCGUGUUCAGCCUUUAACUGUACAACUUUUAACUUGUGGGAGGAAGUUGUUAGGUUGUCAUGGGAGGAUGUGAUAUUGGCUUUGCAGGUGAUCCUUUGAAGCCGUAUAUGAAUGAAGAACAAGCUUUGGUAUCUUUGCUUUUUGACACUUUUUUGAAUGUUUUACGUCGUGUUCAUGUUUUGAUAAAUUGUUUCUUAUAUGGGUCCUUAAUAGAUUCGUUUAGUUUAACAAACCGAGCUCCACACUAUUUCUUGGGGCCUUUGCUCCUUUCAAAUGUUGUUUCUUUUUAACUUCCUGUUUUCCAAAUGGGAGCUGAUCUUAAAAAAAAAAAAAAAAAAAAAAAAAAAAAAACCAUGGAAGGAAAAAGCCGUUGGUCAGUUUAUUAGGUGGUUUACGGGAGGUGUAGAACUAAUUGGAGUAAAUAUCUGUAGAAAUAUGGUUUUUCUGAUAGGUAUAUCUGUCAGUAGCAAGAGCCAUUUCGAAAGGUGCUGGUCUGCUUUGGUCCCUGCAGGGUGCUUGGGCUGGAGGGGGGGUUUGGUGUACCCAAGCACUUACGCACUUGAUUAUACUAAUUGAUAUUAUGCUAAUUGAACCAAUAUUUCACUACUGAGGUUAUUAGCAGUUUAAUGAGAAUGGGGAAGAUUAGUCUGCCGGCACUGCAGUCUUUGUGGACCAGGGUUGAAAGUCACAGAUCUAGGGCAAUGGAUGGAGUGACCCAGGUGGUCUCUGUGGACCCUUCCCCUCCCCUUUACACAAUUUUCUUAACCACUGUUCAGAAUUUGAUGAAUUGUCAUAUAGACCUUUUGUAUAGUCUGCAUAAUGCAAUGUUGGUAACCCUACUUUUGUUUACUGUAUGUAAGUUGAAAGCCUGUGUAUAUGAUUACCUCAAUUUGUACGCAAAAUGAGCAGUAAAAUACAAGGAUUUGAAUCAAGUUCUGUAACUGCAUUGCGGUUGGAUAUUACAUUUUUUUUUGUCAAUAAAACGAAAUCCAAUAAACAAA
Molecule: messenger RNA, 2276 nt
Organism: Brienomyrus brachyistius
Lineage: Eukaryota; Metazoa; Chordata; Actinopteri; Osteoglossiformes; Mormyridae
Product: calumenin
Exons: 6
Coding region: 40-987 (315 amino acids)
Cellular component (GO): endoplasmic reticulum
Molecular function (GO): calcium ion binding
Source: RefSeq, a predicted model, not a curated record